UAUUAAUAUUAUAAAAUAUGAAGAUUAAAAAAGAGAAAGGGAAAGAUGAGGAGGCUUCUGGAAGGCAGGAUAGGGAAUGGGGAAAAUCGUCCGAUAAGGUGCCAAGAAGUGGGAAAAAUUGAAGGGGGAGGAAAAAGUAGGAAAGCUCAACGGCACAGGGAAUCCUCUGCCUCGUCAAGGUGAUUGAGUUGGAUCAUUUUCUCGGAGAUUUCGAGGAAGGUGCAAGUCAAGUCAACUAGUGUAAUUGCUGAAUUGAUAAAUGAUUUUCGCGGAAGGUGCUUGAGUUGGAUCAUUUUCUUGGAGAUUUCGAGGAAGGUGCAAGUCAAGUCAACUAGUGUAAUUGCUGAACUGAAAAAUGAUUUAGUCUCUGCGGCAACUGCUCUCUCCUCCCUUUGCUUUCUCCCCAAUUUCUACCUCUGUCUAUGCUUAGUGCAGAGAGAGAGAAAUGGCGAGAGACACGGAGACAGAGAGAGAGACACGGAGAGAGAGAGAGAGAGACGGAGAGAGAGAGACAGCGACAACGAUGGAGUGUUUCAUGACUCUCUUGCACAUGUGCUUCAGCUUGUUUAAGUUUUCUUCUCCGUCUUCUGCUGGUGCCGGUGCUUCUGCUGCCGAUGAUGUUGGUGGUGCUGCUGCCGAUGAUAAUGGUGCUGGUGCUUCUGCUGCCGAUGAUGUUGGUGGUGCUGCUGCCGAUGAUAAUGGUGCUGAUAACCCCCCUCUCCGGGGAAAGUAUGAUGUGUUUAUCAGUUUCAGAGGGGAGGACACCCGCUUUAAUAUUACCAGCCAUCUUCAUGCUGCCUUAGUUCAGAGGAAAAUUGAAACCUACAUAGAUUACAACCUCCAAAGAGGAGAAGAAAUCGGACCUGCCCUUCUAGGGGCAAUCGAGAAAUCCACUCUUUCGGUGAUCAUUUUCUCACAAAACUAUGCUUCUUCCACGUGGUGUUUGGAGGAACUUGUGCAUAUACUCAAAUGCAAGAAAAAUUCUGGCCAGAUAGUUAUACCCAUAUUCUAUGACAUCAAUCCAUCUGAUAUACGACAACAGCGCGGGAGUUAUGCGCGUGCAUUUGCUCAACUUAAAAAACGUUUCUACGACAGUAUCGACAAGGUGCAGAAGUGGAGGGAUGCUUUGACCACUGCAGCCAAUCUGGCUGGGUUUGAUUAUUCAGAAAAAUCAAGGACGGAGGCGGAGGCAGAUCUAAUUAAGAAAGUUGUUGAUGACAUUUGGACCAGAUUGAAAUGUGAAUCAUCAUGCAAUUUAGAGGGUUUGGUUGGAAUUGAAAGCCGCAUCGAGCAAAUUGAAUCGCUAUUAGACAUUCAUUUACAGGACGCUUGUAUCACUGUAGGUAUUUGGGGCAUGGGUGGUAUUGGCAAGACCACCCUUGCUGAAACUGUAUUUCACAGACUCUCUUCUAAAUUUGAAGCCCGUUGUUUUCUGAGAAAUGUUAGGGAGAACUUAGAACAACCAAAUGGACUAGAUCACUUGGAAAAAACACUUCUUAAAGAGAUAUUAAAGGAAGAAGGUCUGUCCAUAGGAUUAACUUUUGUUCGAGAAAGGCUCAUUCGUACAAAGGUCCUCAUUGUUCUUGAUGAUGUGAGUGAUUCGAUGCAAAUGGGACGUUUAGCUGCCAAUCGUCUUCAGUUUGGCACCGGAAGUAGAAUAAUUAUCACAAGUAGAGAUAGGAGAACAUUUAGGCAAACUGUUGAAGAGGAUAAGAUCUACGAGGUUGAGGGAUUAAAACCGGAUGACGCUCUCCAUCUCUUUCGUUCACAUGCUUUCAAGAAUAACAAUACUCCUACAAUAGAUUUUAAGGAGUUGCCAGAAAAGGUGGUGGAUUAUGCUGGAGGCAUUCCAUUAGCUAUUAUAACUCUCGGGUCCUUGUUUGUAAAUUGCAAGAGCAAAGCAGAAUGGGAAGAUGAAUUGAACAAGUUGAAACAAUUUCCCGAUGAAAAUAUCCAGAGAGUGUUGAGACUAAGUUAUGACAGAUUGGGAAAAAAUGAUAAGGAGAUAUUUUUAGAUGUAGCUUGUUUUCACAAAGGGAAGCAUGUGGAGUAUGUAAAAAAAAUGUUAAACAUUCGUGGAUUCUGUGCGGCGGCUGGAAUUAGAGCUCUCAUUGACGCUUCUCUCAUAUCAAUUGAUUCAACAUGGGUAGAGAUGCAUGAUUUGAUUCAAGAUAUGGGACGCACAAUUGUUUACGAACAAUGUAAGGAUCCCUGUAAACGUAAUAGGUUGUUCAACGAUGAGGAUGUCUAUCAUGUACUGGAAAGUAAUAGGGGAACUCGACAUGUUCAAGCCAUAUUGAUUAAAUGUUGGCAGACUGAAAAGCGACCUUUGAAACGUGCAGACUUCAAAGUGAUGUUUAACCUAGAAAUGCUAAUUGUUUAUUCUGAACCGCUUGGAAACUACAGCACAUUAACCACUUCUCUGGAUCUUCCCAAUUCUCUUCGUUAUCUUUACUGGUACAGAUAUCCUUGGGAAUCUUUACCGUCAAAUUUUACUCCUGAAAAUCUAGUUGAGCUCCAUAUGCCCUAUAGCCGAGUUAACCAGGUUUGGAAAGAAGACAAGAGACUUGUGAACUUAGAAGUGAUCAAUCUGCAGUACUCUAGAAAUCUAACUGAAGUUCCAAAUCUCUUUGGGAGUCCAAAAAUUGGGCACAUAAAUCUUCAUGGCUGUGAAAGUUUGGUUGAAAUUCCUUCGUAUUUUCAACAUCUUGACAAGCUUACUUAUCUUGAUCUUGGACGCUGCACGAGUUGUCCCAUCAGUCUUCCCAAUUCUCUUCGUUAUCUUCACUGGGAUCAAUAUCCUUUGAAAUCUUUGCCGUCAAAAUUUUCUCCUGAAAAUCUAGUUGAGCUUCAUAUGCCCAAUAGCCGAGUUAAGCAUCUUUGGAAAGAGGACAAGAGACUUGUGAACUUAAAAGUGAUAAAUCUGCAGUGCUCUAGCAAUCUAAUUGAAGUUCCAAAUCUCUCUCGGAGCAAAAAAAUUGGGCACAUAAAUCUUCAUGGCUGUAAAAGUUUGGUUGAAAUUCCUUCGUAUUUUCAACAUCUUGACAAGCUUACUUAUCUUGAUCUUGGAAGUUGCACGAGUCUCAUCAGUCUUACCAAUAUUUGCAAGUUGAAAUCUCUCAAGUUCCUUAAUCUGUCUUGGUGCUCUAAACUUGAAUCCUUCCCAGAGAUUGCGGUCCCAAUAAAACAUUUGGAGUCUCCAAUUUUAAAUAAAACAGCUAUUCAAGAGCUACACUCAUCAAUCAAGUUUCUCCCUGCGCUCGAAAGAAUUGACUUAAGAGGCUGCAGAAGGCUUUUAAGUAUCCCAAAGAGCAUUUGUGAGUUGAAAUCUCUUGUGAGUCUUGAUCUCAAAUGGUGCUCGAUGUUUUACAGAUUCCCUCAAAUCUUGGAGCCAAUGGAACAUCUGCAAUCUCUUAAUUUGGAAACGACAGCGGUCGAAAAGCUUCCUUCAUCUAUUGGAAAUCUAAUUGGGCUUCACACAUUAGAUCUUGGUAUGUGCAAGAACCUUAAGGUUGUCUCAAGAAGUAUCUACAAGUUGACCAAUCUUAAAAAUCUCAGCUUUUAUGCCUGUCGGAAACUAAAAAAAUUGCCUUCCAACUCUGUCGGUUUGCCCUCUUUGGAACUUCUAAAUCUCAGUCGCAGCGGUCUUUUAGGAAUCCCCGAUGGCCUAGUUUGCACAACCUCCUUGUAUAGUUUAGAUUUGAGUAGAAGCAUGAUUAGGAACUUACCUGCGAGCAUCAAACAAGCUUCGCCGUUGUCUACACUCCGCUUAAUUGGCUGCAAGUGGCUUCAAUCUUUACCAGAGCUCCCAUUAGUAGAUUCACUUAAAGCACAUGGCGGCACAUCACUGAAGACAGUGUCAAGUUCAAGGACCACACACUACACACAAGGUGGGGAUAAAUAUCAAUAUUUUGGAGGAGGACUUGAUUUUUCUAAUUGCCGAAAUUUGGAUGAUAAUGCAAGGAGCAACAUAAUGGAUUAUGCACAGCUUAGAAUUAUGCAAGUGCUAAUUGCAUCGUCAAAGUUAAGAGAAGAAGAAGAAGAAGAAGAAAAUGAUGAUGAAGAGCACUACGACGACCAUGAGUAUUACAGUUAUUGGCGGCCUUCGGUUAGCGUUGUAUGUCCGGGAAAAGAAAUUCCAGGUUGGUUCAGCUAUCAAAAUGAGGAAUCUUCUGUAAAAAUCAAGCUUCGUCAAGAUUGGUUUCGAACUGGUUUAUUGGGUUUUGCGCUCGCUGUUGUUGUUUCUUGGAAGUUGAACUGCCAGCUGAACCGGAUGGUAAUAAGAGCUCGUUUCAAUGCCAAAUUCAUGGGUGAAAGCCAUGAAAUGUUCACUAGUCAAUUCCAUAUCAGCCUAGUUGAUUGGAAAUUGAAUGACUACCGUUAUGACCAACAUCACGUGUACCUGUGGGAUAUGACCUUUAUAAGUGAAGAGGUAGCAAAAAAAUGCUACCCUGACGUUUGCAAACAUGCCAAUGAAGCCUCUGUUGAAUUCUGCCUUGUGGUUGGGGAUUCCAGCGAACCAACUUCCUACAUGAAGGUGGAAAAGUGUGGGAUAUGUCCAUUGUAUGCCGAAGAUGCUGAGAGAUUCAAAUUUGAUCAUGUCAUCAUAAGAGGUGUCCCAGAGGCAAAACGAGUCAUCGUGUCGGGGGAACCAGAAGAAGAAGAAGAAAUACGCCAUGAUGAUUUUGAAGCCAGUGAUCCCAAAGACAGUGGAUCAAGUGAUGAGUCUGAAGAAGAAGCCAGUGGAAGUGGAAUUGAUAACAGUGCGGACUUGUUAGUUCAUCAAUCUUACAGGGAAACUAGUCUUAUGGACCUGAAGCCAAUGCGUGUUAAAAGUUUGAAGCCAAUGCUUUUUAAGAGUUUGAAGUCAACAUGGAAUGAGGUACAUAGGCCCUAUUACUAUUGUCCAAGACAUUCAGUUGAAUAUGAAGGUGAAGAAGAAGAAGAAAGAAGAGCUAGGGAAUUUCACGAGGGAAAUUUCACUUGGAAGUGGAUCAAGUGAUGAGUCUGAAGAAGAAGCCAAUGGAAGUGGAAUUGACAACAGUGGGGACCUGUUAAGAAGAAGAAGAAGAAAGACGGUGAAUCAAGUGAUGAGUCUGAAGAAGAAGCUAGUGGAAGUUGAAGAUCAAGUGAUAAGUUUGAAGAAGAAGCUUGUGGAAGUGGAAUUGACAACAGUGCGGACCUGUUCAGAAGAAGAAGAAGAAAGAUGGUGGAUCAAGUGAUGAGUCUGAAGAAAAAGCCAGUGGAAACCUGUUAAGAAGAAGAAGAAGAAGCCAGUGAAAGUGGAAUUGACAACAGUGCGGACCUAUUAGUCCAUUGUUGAGAGCAUAAAGUUAUAUUUUUACACCCUCUUUUGCGUAGGUUUUUGACUUAAAAUCUCUAUGCAUCACAAUGUAUUUUGUUAUUUGUAUUGUAUUUCAGGAUAAAAAGUAAGGGCCUGAAGAAAUCAUUUUAUUUUGAA
This is a messenger RNA of Pyrus x bretschneideri (Chinese white pear), 5461 nucleotides long. Its product is annotated as disease resistance protein RPS6. The transcript has 8 exons. NCBI's taxonomy places the organism in Eukaryota, Viridiplantae, Streptophyta, Magnoliopsida, Rosales, Rosaceae. The coding region runs from base 446 to 5002 and encodes 1518 amino acids. Gene Ontology annotation, biological process: signal transduction; defense response. Gene Ontology annotation, molecular function: ADP binding. The record is from RefSeq and is a predicted model, not a curated record.